Messenger RNA from Myxozyma melibiosi, 2771 nucleotides. Its product is annotated as P-loop containing nucleoside triphosphate hydrolase protein. The record is from RefSeq and is a predicted model, not a curated record. Bases 234 to 2405 code for a protein of 723 amino acids. NCBI's taxonomy places the organism in Eukaryota, Fungi, Ascomycota, Lipomycetes, Lipomycetales, Lipomycetaceae. Gene Ontology annotation, molecular function: RNA helicase activity; RNA binding; ATP binding. Gene Ontology annotation, cellular component: spliceosomal complex; intracellular anatomical structure. The transcript has 3 exons.
CUAUAACUCUCUCAUCAGACCUUUCGUCUCUUAGCUCCUGUUCCUGGCUGAUACCCGCACGACUUGAGCUACUUAGACACCAGCAGAUAAAGUCCUGUUCACGAUGGCUGAUGGACGUGCAAGCAAGAGAGCCAAAGUUGAAGAAGAACGCAAAGCAAACCCGUACUUGGCCCAUAUGAACGACGGGAGCGAGGACUUGAAUCACCGAAAGCCGGCGGUGCGGAUUUCGGGCGAUGGAAAUGGCGAGGAUCUGUUUGCCGGACUUGUUCGUCAUCAGACGACUGUUGAGCAGGCUUCAAAGGCAGAGUCGCCAAUUCUCAGAGAAAUACUUUACGAUUUUGAAGACCCGACGUAACCUGCCUGUGCACCUGCAAAGAGCGGAGUUCCUAGAGACGUUCCACAAGACUCAGAUCAUGGUCUUUGUCGGUGAGACCGGUUCGGGAAAGACUACGCAGAUUCCGCAGUUUGUGCUCUACGAUGAUAUGCCUCAGAUAGAGGGCAGGAUGGUUGCUUGUACGCAGCCGCGAAGGGUGGCGGCCAUGUCGGUGGCCAAGCGCGUUGCUGAUGAGAUGGAUGUUCGUCUGGGAGAGGAAGUCGGAUACAGUAUCAGAUUUGAGGACAAAACCUCGAACAGGACCGUGCUGAAGUACAUGACGGACGGUAUGCUUCUCAGAGAGGCGAUGAAUGACCCGAACCUCGAGCGUUACAGCUGCGUGAUGCUUGAUGAAGCUCACGAGCGUACACUUGCGACAGAUAUCUUGAUGGGUCUUCUUAAGGAGAUUGCGAUCCGCCGACCUGACCUGAAGAUUAUUAUCAUGUCCGCCACCUUGGACGCGCAGAAAUUCCAGAAAUACUUCCACGACGCGCCGUUGCUCGCAGUGCCGGGCCGAACGCAUCCGGUGGAGAUCUACUACACGCCAGAGUACCAGCACAACUAUCUUGAGGCUGCGAUUCAGACCGUGCUCCAGAUCCACGCGACCGAGGCACCGGGCGAUAUUUUACUGUUUUUGACGGGUGAGGAAGAGAUUGAGGAUGCGUGCCGGAAGAUCUCGCUCGAGGCAGAUGAGCUGAUCCGCGAGACGGACUGCGGCCAGCUCAUGGUGUACCCGCUUUACGGAUCUCUCCCGCCUGCGCAGCAGACUAGGAUUUUCGAUCCAGCACCGGGACCGAGAGUGAAGGGUGGACCUCCCGGACGAAAAGUUGUUAUCUCGACUAAUAUUGCCGAGACUUCGCUUACUAUUGAUGGAAUCGUGUAUGUGGUCGAUCCCGGAUUUUCCAAGCAGAAAGUGUACAACCCGAGAAUCCGAGUGGAGUCUCUUCUUGUUGCGCCGAUUUCAAAGGCGUCAGCUCAGCAGCGGGCUGGUCGAGCCGGUCGUACGAGACCAGGAAAGUGUUUCCGUUUGUACACAGAGGAAGCGUUUAAUAAGGAGUUGAACGAGCAGAGCUACCCCGAGAUUCUGCGGAGUAAUUUGUCGUCGACGGUGUUGGAGCUGAAGAAGCUUGGCAUUGACGAUUUGGUGCACUUUGACUUUAUGGACCCGCCAGCGCCGGAGACGAUGAUGCGCGCGCUGGAGGAGCUGAAUUAUCUGGCGUGUCUGGACGACGAUGGAAACCUGACGGCACUGGGCCGGCUUGCGUCUGAUUUUCCGCUGGACCCGAUGCUUGCGGUGAUGCUGAUUACUUCGCCCGAGUUUUACUGCUCGAACGAGAUUCUGUCGUUGACGGCGCUGCUGUCUGUGCCGAACGUGUUUGUGCGGCCGAAUAAUGCGCGCAAGGCGGCGGACGAGAUGAAGAAUACGUUUAAGCACGUGGACGGCGACCAUCUGACGUUGCUGAACGUGUACCAUGCGUUCAAGAGUCCCGAGGCACAGUCGAAUCCGUCGCAGUGGUGCUACGACCAUUUCCUGUCGCUGCGAUCGCUACAGAGCGCGGAUAGCGUGCGGGUGCAGUUGAAGCGGAUUAUGGAGCGUAGUGAUUUGGAUCUGGUGAGCACGCCGUUCGAGGAUCCGAAUUACUACACUAACAUCCGGCGGGCGUUGACGAGCGGGUUCUUCAUGCAGGUGGCGAAGAAGGCGACGAACGGGAAGCACUAUGUGACGGUGAAGGACCAGCAGGAUGUGCUGCUGCAUCCGUCUACGGUGUUGGAGAAGGACGGCGAGUGGGUGCUUUACAACGAGUUUGUGCUGACGACGAAGAACUACAUCCGCACGGUGACGGUGAUUAAGCCGGAGUGGCUGUUUGAGUUAGCGCCGGCGUACUUUGACGUGCGGACGUUCAAGAAGGGAGACGUGAGGAUGAGCUUGGAGCGGGUGCUGGAGAAGAUGAAGGUUGCGCGGGAGCGGGCGGAGAAGCGGGAGCGGGCGAAGAAGAGUCUGAAGAACGAGGGCAAGAGCCGAUAUACGUAAUUAGGGUGUAUGAUAAGCAAGCAUAAAGCUAGAAUGGAAGAGAACUAGACAAAGAGAGAUGGUUGGCUCGAGGCGGGCAGGCAGAGGCGGAGAUGUCGGGUAGAGAAGAAGGUUAAACGAAGCCAGAUCCCGUCGUAACCGAGGGCAGCAGCAAACGACGCUGAGUGGCCUGGCCGCAAGACUGCCUGGCUGUGUAUAUAAACAGCAGUUGCUAGUUCAAUCGAUAGUUCAUAUUCUGUUAUUCAAAUCGUCAACUUGAGAACUAAUUGCGCUCAGAAGCAGUCGCCAAUUGCGCAAACCAGAAGUUGGGCGCUGAAACGCCGAGCUGAGCCACUGUUCGGGCGCUGACCGCUCUGCUUCCCAAAC